Molecule: messenger RNA, 702 nt
Organism: Cylindrotheca closterium
Lineage: Eukaryota; Bacillariophyta; Bacillariophyceae; Bacillariales; Bacillariaceae
Source: the annotation of a GenBank genome assembly
AUGAAAUUUUCGAAUCUUUCGGUGGUUGCCUUGGCUGGCCUCAUUCAUUCGACGACCGCUUUCGCUCCCCUCUUCCCCGCAAAUGUUGAGGUGUCUCAGAUUGUGGCCCCAGGGUCUUCCAUGCUGAUCUCAAAAUCGGAAACCAAACCUGUUUCUGCCAUUGCUGUCGAUAGCGUAAUGCUCAAGACUUUGGAGGACGAAACCAAGGCGGCCGAGCAAGAAGCCAAGGCAGAUGAAAAAAAAGCGAAACUCGAGAGGAAGCGCGAGGCAUUUUUCGAGUACGAAGCAAAAGCGGCAGCCGAAAAGGAAGCACAAAUUGAAGCAGCAGAGCGAAAGGCACUGGCAGAAGCCUUGAACGAUAAAGAACAAGCGCAGAGACUGAAGGAGUUGGAGGAAAAGGCCGAAGUAGAUGAAGCUCGUGCUCUAUCGAAACAGGAAAAGAUUGCAAAGCAAAAGCUAAUCAAGAAACUUUUGGCCGAAGAAAAAGAGAUCGAACGGAAAGAGCGCAAGGCCGAGAAACUCGAAAGAAUAUAUCUCGCGGAAGAAACUCAAGAGAAGAAGAUUCUGCAGCAAAAAUUGGACGCUGCUCGUGCUGAGGAAGAGAAAUAUGCAACUAUUGAAAAGGAAUACGAAAAAGCGGUGGAACUUGCAAAGGAAGAUGAGGAAGAGCUCAGUUUGGUCAAGAAAUUCUUUAUGAACUAA